GAUAUAUAGAGAUUGUACAGCGAAUAUGAAUUCACGCAGUGUUGAAUUUAUACUUUCGUAAAUAAUUGAAAGAACGCCUUAGUGUUCUUAUGUCCAUCGUUUUAAAAGAAAAAAUACUACUGAACAAUUAGCGAAAAAGAAUGGAAACAUUACGAAACAACUAUAUAGUCAUUUUAUUGGCAGCCGUUUGCUUUGCGCGGGAGCCUGAAUGUUCGCGGUUUCAUUACGAGGAAAAGUUGUUAGAAAAAGCGAUCAGAUCGGAAAUAAGAAUGGAAGCGUUUGGCGAUUCGUUGAAGGAGGCAACUAGUUCAAUGGAUGUACAAAUUCAAAAGAUUACAGAACUAACAAAUGCAGUGCAAAAGCAACAUGAAGAAAUUGAAUCACUGAAGACCGGGGACUUAAAGAGCAGCAGUGUAUACACAAGGUGGGGUCGGCGGUCAUGCCCUGGAACCACGGAGAUGGUGUACGAAGGGUUUGCUGCCGGUGGAGAUCACAACCACAAAGGAGCAAGCAGUAAUUAUAUUUGUCUGCCUCAGGAUCCAAUCUAUGACGACGAUGGACGGAAUGCGGCUUCCGUUAGCAAGAUUUACGGUGCUGAAUAUGAAAUCGGGUCUGCAACGUUUCACACGAGUUUACAUGACGAAGAAGUUCCAUGUGCCGUCUGCCACGUUGUUGGAAGAAGCGUUGUCAUGAUUCCGGCGAGGAAUGCCUGUUACAGUGGAUGGCAUACCGAAUACUCUGGCUAUUUAAUGUCGUCUUAUCACGGCCAUGCAGGUAACAAGGAAAUCGUUUGCGUGGACGGAAACAGUGAAAAGGCAGAAGGGAGUGAUGGUGGAGACCAGAAUGGUGCACUGUUUUACUUUGCUCAAGCUGUUUGUGGCUCGUUAAAGUGUCCUCCAUAUAGCGAGAACAAGGCGUUAACCUGUGUGGUUUGUUCUAGAUAGAACAUUUCAAAACUUCCUUUAUUGCGUUAAUAAAGCGCCAUUAACAAUACAUUGCACGUCUGAAUCUUCAGCGAGGAUCGAUUGUUUUAAUACAAACUUAUUGACCUUCAUCAUCAAUUAAUGUUAUUGUUAAAUGUUUGAUUAUACCGUUACUUUGUACAUGUAUGUUGCUGCUUUAUAUAGAUAACUCAUGUAAAAACAUAUGUAUAUACAUAAAGUAUAAAUGUACGUGAACUGUGUAUGCCUGGCGACCACAUUUAUGUUUGUAUGAUUUGAAUGGUUGGUAUUUGUCAUAAAGGGAUAUUUAAAACUAUUAAAGAAAUAAUAUUACGAACGCUUCCGAUUUUAAGUUAAAAUACACAUAAUUGGGUCACCAGGCACAAUACAUCAUUUUCAUUAUCAUUUUUACAUAGGAUAUCUGAAGUUCAGUAGGUAGGUUUUGCUCGUGUAUUUUAAUUUUCUGCUCGUGAACAAAUAAAUAUAAUGCAUU
Messenger RNA from Mya arenaria, 1434 nucleotides. RefSeq names its product short-chain collagen C4-like. The record is from RefSeq and is a predicted model, not a curated record. Bases 141 to 944 code for a protein of 267 amino acids. Lineage: Eukaryota; Metazoa; Mollusca; Bivalvia; Myida; Myidae. The transcript is spliced from 2 exons.